AUGCCGCGCGGACGACGCGCGCGCGCGCCGCGCGACGACGCGCGCGACGACGACGAACUUCGCGACGUCUCGCCGAGCGAGGCGUACGGAUUCGCCGGCAUGGCGCUCACGACGCUCGCGUUCGCGCUCUGGCUCGUCGGCGUCUUCGCGAGCGAAGCGGCGCUCGAGCGGCUCGGCGCGCCGUCGGGCGCGGCGGCGAGGCACUACGCGCGCGCGCUGCCGAUGUGGCUCAUCGCGAGCUGCCUGUACGCGUUCGUCGGGUACGAGUGCUUGAACUUGAUGUCGACGCCGGACGACGCGGCGACGACGUUCGGGGCGACGGACCCGGACCCGAGCGAGUACGUCCUGGACGGUGGCAGACGCGCGAACGAGACGUUCGAUUUAGACGAGGGGUUGCGGUCGUCGAUUCCGCUGUUUCGGGACAUCUCGCAGGCGGAGGUGACGGCGCGGAUGUUUCGCGAACGCGGGGACGCCGCGGCGGACGCCGAGGCGAAGUCGAGGACGCGAACGACGCGAUCGAGGUCGAAGAAAGCGUCGUGA
Molecule: messenger RNA, 540 nt
Organism: Ostreococcus lucimarinus CCE9901
Lineage: Eukaryota; Viridiplantae; Chlorophyta; Mamiellophyceae; Mamiellales; Bathycoccaceae
Exons: 1
Coding region: 1-540 (179 amino acids)
Source: RefSeq, a predicted model, not a curated record